AUUCAGGGUUGGAAUGCACGGGAACCUUGGAGUUGGGGGAGGGACUCCAGAACUCAGGCACUGCAGGAUAUGUAGGAGUUUUCCAGCUUGUUGGAAACUGUUAAGAAGGAAGCGGGGCAGGCAGGUGAGGGGGCAGUGAUAACGCUUGGCCAGAAGAAACGGAUCUGUAAUGGGGCCUUCUGUGACUGCGACCAUCGUAGCCCUCCCCUACCCCACCGUCCUUGUCCCCAACCACUGUGUGUGGGCUCCUUGCUCCUGAAGAGGCUGAAGCGCUGACCUAAGACAGAGCUUCACGCACCGCUGCCCUGGCCUUCUUUUUAUUACCACGGUUACUACGAGUUUGCUGACUUCUUCAGCCACAGUGGAUGGAAAAGCACGCCUGUUGCAACAUGAUCUAUAGCCCAAGUGAGCCAGGCCAUCGUAAGCCGCUUCAUUCUUCUGGAAGUUGAAGAGAAAGGGAACCCAGAAACCUGGAAUGCCAGCAAAAAGGGGAAGCAGCACAGCACCAACUAGGCAGAGACACCCCCAGGCCAUGACAGCUCUUUGAGUGAGGCCUGGUAACAGGGAGGUGCUGUCACCCACUGGCCUGUCCAAUCCAGCUCCAAGAUGCUAAGCCUGAAGCUCCCCAGGCUGUUUAGCAUAGACCAGAUACCCCAGGUGUUCCAUGAACAAGGCAUCCUGUUUGGCUACCGCCAUCCACAGAGUUCUGCCACGGCCUGCAUCCUCAGUCUCUUCCAAAUGACCAAUGAGACUCUCAACAUUUGGACUCACUUGCUGCCUUUCUGGUUCUUUGCGUGGAGGUUUGUGACUGCACUGUACGUGACAGACGUCAAGAAUGACAGCUACUCCUGGCCCAUGCUUGUGUACAUGUGCACCAGCUGCGUGUAUCCACUUGUGUCCAGCUGUGCACACACCUUCAGCUCUAUGUCCAAGAAUGCCCGGCACAUAUGCUACUUCCUGGACUAUGGUGCCGUCAACCUCUUCGGCCUGGGCUCGGCCAUUGCCUACUCUGCGUACACGUUCCCGGACGCGCUGGUAUGCACCACCUUCCAUGACUACUACGUGGCUCUGGCUGUGCUGAACACCACCCUCAGCACAGGCCUCUCCUGCUACUCCAGGUUUCUUGAAAUCCAGAAGCCCAGACUCUGUAAGGUGAUUCGUGUCCUCGCCUUUGCUUAUCCCUACACCUGGGACUCCCUCCCCAUCUUCUACAGGCUAUUCCUGUUCUCAGGGGAGAGUGCACAGAAUGAAGCCACCUUGUACCACCAGAAGCACAUAAUCAUGACCCUCCUGGCGUCUUUCUUGUACUCCGCACACCUGCCAGAGCGCCUAGCCCCGGGACGCUUUGACUACAUUGGUCACAGUCACCAGCUGUUUCAUGUGUGUGUGAUCCUGGCCACGCACCUGCAGAUGGAAGCCAUACUUCUGGACAAGACUCUGAGGAAGGAAUGGCUCCUGGCCACCUCCAAGCCCUUCUCUUUCUCUCAGAUAGCUGGAGCCAUACUUCUGUGCAUCAUCUUCAGCCUCAGCAACGUAAUUUAUUUCUCAGCUGCUCUGUAUCGGACUCCUGAGCCAGAAUUACAUAAAAAAGAAACAUGAUUCAGACCAUCGCUUUUCAUGCCGGAGGUCAACAUUAAGCUGCAACACCUUAACCACCAUAAGCCGGAGGUGGUUACAGCUCAUAACGGCCUAAAAUAUUCAUAAUGGUUGGUGUCUUUUGUGUCUUUUGAAUGAAUUCAUUUCAAAAAGGCAUUCAGCUAGAGAACAUUCUCUAAAUGUAUAUUGAUUCUGUGUGUGUGAUUUUAAAAGGAGAACACGGUUCAAGCAAGUCCUUGUUAAAGCAAACUACUGACAUUUCAUUAAUUUUUUACUGAAAAUGGGGUUUUUAAUUCUAUUUAAACAAUUGGAUUAAGCAUAUUACCCUAGAGCUUUGUAUUAUUCUUUAAAAAUGAAUCGUUCUUCAUCUGAUAAAUUUCAUGUAGCAAAGCUUCUCUAAAGAGCUCUCGUAGUGGCCUGUCAACCAACUACUUUGGGAGAUUGAGCUAGGUCAGUCAUUGGGAGGAUCUGUGAAAGGAAGUUGGUCACUGAGAGCCCUGGGGACUGGGAAAACAUUCCAGAAUGAAGAGACCUGUUUGGGGAGGGGUCUUCUUUCCUUCUCCACCUAGUGAAGGGAGAACAGAAGGAGAGUCCUCUCUUCCCACAAGUCCAUUCUGCCUUCAAGGUGCUAGUUCUCAUGUCAUUAUGGAUUUGGAAUUUGUCACUUUUUUUUUUCCUUAAAAGUCCACAGUGGGAUGUCAUGUGUUCUGUUAUGCUCUGUUUUCUGGUUACCAGUGUGAUCUGCAAAGUAAAAUGUGUUGGUGCAGGUAAAAUGUGUUAAAC
This is a messenger RNA of Saimiri boliviensis boliviensis (Bolivian squirrel monkey), 2379 nucleotides long. It is a transcript of the gene PAQR5, whose product is annotated as progestin and adipoQ receptor family member 5. The record is from RefSeq and is a predicted model, not a curated record. Gene Ontology annotation, molecular function: signaling receptor activity. NCBI's taxonomy places the organism in Eukaryota, Metazoa, Chordata, Mammalia, Primates, Cebidae. Gene Ontology annotation, cellular component: membrane.